AUGCUGUCCAAAUCUCUCGCUCUCCUCGCUCUAGGCGCUCUAGCCCAGGCUCAAUCCCAAGUCCAAGAAGGCGCCCCAGCCCCCGUCCUCCUCAACGCCGCAAAAUCUGGCGUCAUUCCCGCUACACCUACCGCAACCCCUUUCACCGGCGCCGACACAAUCCAAGGCGCCAUCGUCUCGCCCCUGCCCCCAGCCCCCGGCUACCUACCCGGCGAAACAGGCGGCCUCCUCGGCACAGCCACCGCCUCUACGAAUCAACCCGCCUCCACCUACCUCGCCGUACUACCCCAGGUCCAAUACAACCCCUUCGUCGACAGCACCGUCUCAGGCAGCAUCCAAGCCGUCGGUGGACCCCAGGGUGUAUCCUUCACUGUCAAUCUAACCAACCUACCCUCACAAGCCCAAUACGGUCCUUUCAACUGGCACAUCCACGCCCUCCCCGUCCCCAGCGAUGGAAACUGUACCGCAACAAUGGGCCACCUCGACCUUACCAACCGCGGCGAACUCGUCAUGUGUGAUGCUGCGUUGCCUGCGACGUGUCAGGUUGGCGAUUUGGCCGGUAAGCACGGCGGCAAGAUUAUGACGAAUGGAUCGUUUGCGACGAGUUUUGUGGAUCCGUAUUUGAGCGUACAGAUGGGGAGUCCCGGGUUCUUUGGCGGGUUGGCGUUUGUACUGCAUACGGGGAAUACGACGAGGAUUACUUGUGCCAACUUUGAGGCCGUGAAUGGGAACGCGACGGGCGGUGGGAAUGCGACUGCGGGUAUGCCAAGUCCGACGGGUAGUGGUACUAUGCCAGAGUAUACGGGCAUGGCUGCUAAGCUUGGUGGAAGUGUUGUUGCGCUUAUAGUCGAUAAUAAUUAG
Messenger RNA from Pyrenophora tritici-repentis Pt-1C-BFP, 861 nucleotides. RefSeq names its product cytosolic Cu/Zn superoxide dismutase. Gene Ontology annotation, molecular function: metal ion binding. Lineage: Eukaryota; Fungi; Ascomycota; Dothideomycetes; Pleosporales; Pleosporaceae. Gene Ontology annotation, biological process: superoxide metabolic process. The record is from RefSeq and is a predicted model, not a curated record.